Cladocopium goreaui is the source of this 462-nucleotide messenger RNA. NCBI's taxonomy places the organism in Eukaryota, Dinophyceae, Suessiales, Symbiodiniaceae. The record is from the annotation of a GenBank genome assembly.
AUGUUCAGCUUCCAGUCGCGUCAGUCACAGCUGAUCCACCUCGUGGAAGACACCAAGCAACACCGUGAGAAUGCUUCCGGCGAUGAGCCCGAGCUGCCGGAGCUGCAGGUCCUUUCAGAAGACGUGGACCUGGAGGCACACUGGGCUUUGCGCCGUGCUUUAUCCUCCAAGCCAUGGCAUCGAGGUGUGGCGCAGGCCCUGCUCGCUGCCUUUCAGGGCGAUGACUUUGAGAACCUGCCAUUGGCCAAAGGAGCCAGAGGCUCGCAGCAGAAGUUGCAACGGAUCUUGAAGAGACAUACCUUGCAGCUGAACGCAGUGGGGAUGAAAGCCUUGCUGGAGGCUUUGGACAAAGGUGUGACUGACGCGAUGAUUCAGUCUCUGUUCUCUGCCUUGGGUACCUCAAGGGGUACCGUAGAAAUCGAUACAUUUCUGCAAUGGCUGUUCCAAGAUCAGCUUGCGUAG